UUCUCCAGGCAGCCGGGCGCGCGCUUUGACGCUCUUCGGUAGAGACCGUUUUCAUCACUACUUCGCUGAUCCCGACAUAUUCCUGACUCUUGUCGCACAACAGGAUCAAAGGUUUUCUUGUGUUUCGUGUUCAUGCAUUCGGACAGUUGAAGGAAAACGCCGCGCUAAAUGAGUUGAGCUCGAGAAACGCACACGCACAGCAUCUUCCUCUUGUCAGGUUGAGGUCCUUCAGCACACUGGAGCCGCUCUUUCUAGAGCUGUGCACUGGAGUUUAAAGGACACAUCUUCUUUUUCGUCUUGGAAGUACACGUUCAGGACUGAGAAGCAUCACCAAUAUAUCGUCUGGAGUUCAGGACAGGAAAUUAUUUUUUUUUCUCUCUCACAACGCCGUUACGCAUGGUGGGAAUUUCUACCUCUUUUCAGUAUCGCACUGAGAAGCGCUCCACCAUGCCCGACUCACCUGCUGAUGUGAAAACACAGUCCAGGUUAACUCCGCCCACCAUGCCUCCUCCCCCCACCACACAGGGAGCUCCUAGGACCAGCUCCUUCACCCCUACAGCAUUAACGAAUGGCACCAGUCACUCUCCCACUGCACUGAAUGGAGCUCCAUCUCCACCCAAUGGCUUCAGCAAUGGGCCUUCGUCAUCAUCUUCUUCCUCGCUGGCCAAUCAACAGCUGCCACCAGCCUGUGGCGCAAGGCAGCUGAGCAAGCUCAAACGCUUCCUCACAACACUACAGCAAUUCGGCAAUGACAUCUCGCCUGAGAUUGGAGAACGAGUUCGCACGCUGGUCUUAGGACUUGUGAACUCCACUCUAACCAUUGAGGAAUUUCACUCCAAACUGCAAGAAGCGACCAACUUCCCACUCCGACCGUUUGUCAUCCCAUUUCUAAAGGCCAAUCUGCCGCUAUUGCAGAGGGAACUGGUGCACUGUGCACGGCUGGCCAAGCAGAACCCGGCUCAAUAUCUGGCCCAACAUGAGCAGCUCCUGCUGGACACAAGCACCACGUCGCCCGUUGACUCGUCUGAACUCUUGAUGGACGUCAACGAGAAUGGCAAGAGAAGAACGCCUGACAGAACCAAAGAGAACGGCUUUGAGCGUGAGCCCCUUCAUCCUGAGCACCCCAACAAGAGGCCCUGCACUAUCAGCCCGGGACAGCGCUUCAGCCCCUCCAACGGGCUCUCCUACCAGCCCAACGGCCUUCCGCACCCCACACCACCCCCUCCACAGCACUACCGUCUGGACGACAUGGCUAUCGCACACCACUACAGAGAUUCCUACAGGCACCCCAACCACCGCGAGCUCCGCGACCGCCCUCGGCCACUGGGGAUGCACGGCAGCAGCACACGCCAGGAGGAAGUCAUAGAUCACAGACUCACAGACAGAGAAUGGGCAGAAGAGUGGAAGCACCUUGACCAUGUAAGAAAACUCCUGAACUGCAUUAUGGAUAUGGUGGAGAAGACACGUCGCUCAUUGACGGUGUUGCGGAGGUGCCAGGAGACUGACCGAGAAGAGCUCAACUACUGGAUCCGGCGUUACAGUGAUGCUGAAGACCUUAAAAAGACCAGCAGCUCCAGCACCAGUCAGUCAAGACAGCAGAGCCCCGCUAGCCAAGAAGGCAAUGCUUUAGAAGUACAUAGGGAGCUCCUUCACAGGCCAGUGUCUGGAUACGUACCUGAAGAAAUCUGGAAGAAAGCCGAAGAGGCUGUGAAUGAAGUGAAGAGGCAGGCCAUGUCUGAGCUGCAGAAAGCCGUGUCAGAGGCUGAGCGCAAGGCACACGAGAUGAUCAGCACCGAGCGAGCCAAGAUGGAGCGCACGGUGGCUGAGGCCAGGAGGCAAGCAGCAGAGGACGCGCUGUCAGUCAUCAACCAGCAGGAGGACUCCAGUGAGAGUUGCUGGAAUUGUGGGCGCAAGGCGAGUGAGACCUGCAGCGGCUGCAAUACGGCGCGUUACUGCGGUUCCUUCUGCCAGCACAAAGACUGGGAAAAGCACCACCACGUGUGUGGCCAGACUCUGCAGGCCCAGCAGCAGGGUGAGACCCCUGCCACCGUCAGCUCCUCAGCCACUCCCAGCAGCGGAGCUGGUAGUCCAGCAGACACACCGUCUGCCGCUGCCACUCCUCGCUCAGCCACACCCGGCACGCCCUCCACCGUGGAGAACACGCCGCGCUAGAGUCCAAGCCGACUUACCUGCCUCACUCGCUCCAAAAUGCUAAAGCUAGCGCACUAACAAAGAGAGAAGACUGUACUUACUUUGGGCGAUCACCCACAGGAGGUCCAUUUCGGGUCAUAUUGACUUGCCAUGAUAGAGAACGCAAAGAUAUUCUUUGUUUGAAAUUCUCAUUGUCCUUUAUUAAUGCCACAGCUAUUAUGGAUGACUGUUGGUCAUGUCUUUUAUUGUUGUUGUGGCUCUCUUGCAUUCUUGUAAAUAAGAAGACAAAUGGAGUAGACAGCCGGGAUCUCUUGAUGAGUGUAUUUGACCUCUCCUUCAUUUAUUUUUUUGGGUUUCCCCUCCUCCUUUGUUCCGUUCUCAAAGCUCUUUAUCCAGUAGCUGGGAUAUGAAACUAUUUGACCUCAUUAAAGACACUUUAAAUGACAAAACCAAGGAAAUACUUCACAGCUGAUGUAAGCAAAGACUCUGACUUUUAUUAGGACAAAAAGACAGCGUUCCUUGUAAAGAAGUCAACACGACGUUCGUCGUUGCCAUGAAGGGCAUCUGUGUCGGAUGUGGUGGAGUAGACGGCGUUUCUGGCUCACGCGCUCAAUUCUGCAGAUGUGCAGCAGAUUGUGAAGGAACGCAGAUGUUCGCCCCUCUUCUGCAAGAUAAUAUCCAGGUCAGUGGUCUGAGAAAUAAAACGCUGUUUCACUGAGGAAUGUAGGGGCGAGGAGCUGGAUGUUGAGUAGCACACAGCUUAAUGAAGGAUGCGCUCUGAGCCCUGAUCCCAAAUGCAGCUCCCAAAACAGGAAGUGAAGUCAUCGGCCCACCAGUGGAGGACUGUCAGAACCUCACUGUGACAGCCGCUGGGAAGCAAAGGGCUGAGGAAUUCCCCAUAAAUCAUUGGCUGUUGGAGCUCUCUCCUGUCCCGCCAUCAGUCCUCGUUCUGCUUCUUUUUGCCCUUCUAGAUCUCAUUGUGUUAAACACUUGUGUCCUGUGCCGUCUCCAAUGGUUAUUUAUUGUACAUGUGCUGGACAAUUGUGACGACGCAUUAAUAGUUUAAACCACAGUCACAACUUUUUAGUCUUUCUAGGUGCAAAAAGGAAGAACAUAUUUUCUCUUGUUUUCUCUCUCUCUCUCGGUCUCUCUCUCUUUCGCAAGCUGCUUUUCUAUUCGUAUGUGUUUGUGCUAGUCCCCUUGUUGUUCUCUAAGAAGAAGAAAAAACUUUUCCCCCAUUGUCCUCGAAAGGCAAACGCUAUCUCUCAGAGCUGCUACUUCGGUCUCAUUCAGAUGUUUUUCUGAGAACUAGCAUGUUACAUGGAAUGCUAACAUAAAUGUUUUUGUACAUGGGACGUACAUAAAUGUAUUUGCACUGUCACGGUUUCUCUCAGCAUGCUUCUUUUGGCAUUUUCGUUUUCUCCAUAGGGAGCCUCACUUCAUAGGUUUUCUUUGGAGUGCUUCGUUACAUAUCUGUGAUUUUCUUUUCUUGUUAAAAAAUGGAUAAAACAUAUGAAAAAAAAGCGAAAAAAGACAAAAGACAAAACAGAAGUAUCACCACGAUCUGCUUUUGUUCACAUUUUUUCUAAACAUUUUGCUUUGAAUAGUUAAGGACAGCGCAUGCACAUGCAUACUGAACGCUAUGGUAUAUGUUGUUUUGUUUUCUACAAAAAAAAAAAAAGAAAAAGUGUACAAAAAAGACACUAAGAAACUAACUUUCCAAAUGCAGAGGUGAAAAACAGACAGCUUUAACACUGCAGAGCACCAGGAUACACAGUAUUACAAAAGACAUAACAUGGAAGACAGCCAAAGACAGACAUGAAGGACCAAAACCUGAUUUUAUUCAAGAUUUAAACAUGACAAAAGAGACUCAUUCUUGUUUUCUCCACGUGUUUAUCAGGGGAAGCCACAUUGAGCAAUGUCUCCAUUCCAAAACCUUUAACUCUCCCCUGUCCAGAGCCAGGGCUGUUCAGCUCAUAGGGAGGAGGAGCCACUCAAAACCAUGUAGCAGUUCCUGAGGAAAGAAGAUUUCGUGUGUGGACGAUGCAGUCUGAAUGACUGAGCAAUAACCGGAAGGUGGAUCCCACAUCUAGAUCCUCCGUGGCGAGGUUUUCACAACCGUUUCAUAGUCGUCCUUUUUCCUUUCGUAUCGUUUGGAAUUGUCUCCCCAAAAGGCUCUUCUCGUUCAUGAACGGCACAUAACCAAACCAAGUGUUUCAGCUCAAGAUUAAAAGCCAUGUGAGAAACUAAACGACACAACCUCGUUGUUGGCUUAAGAGAAAGAGGGGUCUGAUCGAGCACUUAAGCCUCAUUUACACUAUGAGCGACUUCCGGAGACCUAGCUGAGCAACAGCAAUUGCUGGCGACCAGGUGGUCGUGUCGAGAGAUGCGUCAAAGUUGAGUAUCCUUCAACUUUAUGCAAACGAAGACCGAUUUUUCUUGAGCGACAGCCAAUAGGAGCACCAGUAGAACUCAAGUGAUCCUCUCUCUGCUCGCUCAGAGGCUGGUUGUAUUCUCCAUGCUCAAACCUGCAUUUGCAGCAGAUCACCACCCAGAGCGACAGGCAGGUACAAAGUCGCUGCUAGUGUGAUUGAGGCAUUAGCUGGCUCAUGGUGCUAAAUGUUGUGCUUUUGACCUCUUAGGAGAAGAGGCUGGCUCUGGACGCACUUCCGGCCUCCUCCGGCAUGCUAAGGUUAUUAAUCCAAAAAUCAAGGGUGUAAGACACCCAUCCACACCUCCAUAGAAUCUGCCAGCUAAGCUGUCUUGAAACUAUUUUUGAAAUACAUGCAGUUAGUGUAGAGUUCAAUCAGGGUGACCUGAAUAAAUAAGCACGGAUAAAGCGUUAAGAAACUCCUCCUUCUCCUUCCCACUCUAGUACGUCUGUUUUGCUACAACCUUUUUUCCUCGGUGGCAAAAAGUCUCACUCUACCUCUGACAGCACGUUAGGAGCACCAGUCGCUGAGCGGACACUGGUCUAGUCAAACCAAAUGGGCACAUGAGAACAGGACUUAAACCCAAAGUUAAAAGCUCAUAUAGCUGCAAACCAUAUCACCACUUGGUAACAAUGCAGACCUCAUGAGAAAAGAAAAAAAAAAAGCUUAAUGAAUAAGAUAUGUAAAAUUAAAAAAAAAGAAGUUAAUUUUAAGUUUAUCAUGCGUACAAAUCACUUUGAGUCGACUCAAAGUAAAAAAAAAAUAUUUCAGAGUGUUGACUUCAUUUGAUAUACACUAUAAUUCAAUAAAUGGACAAAGAUGAGAAAUGUGAUAUAUUCCUAUUGCCCUUCUCUUCUCCUGCACCCCUUUUUCCCCCAGUUUCCGUCUUCUGUUGUGAGAUACGCUUGGCCACAUGUUGGUGUCAUUUAGAUUUGUGUUUAUUGGGAAUUUGCACCAAACGUGAGCGAACAGUAACGGCUGGUGAAUACGCGCAUGCCUUUUUUGCCAGGUGUUCUUGCGCUUUUUUGUUUCGCUUUUUUUUCUUUCUCCAGUUUGUAAAGUGAAUUCAACUUUGGGAUGAUAAAUGAACAUAAAGUAAAAUCGGUGGGGUGGGUUCAGGAUGGGAAGUCAUAGGGUUCUUCGAAAAUCUUUAUUGUGAAAAAAAAAAAUGAAACUCAUGAAAGUCGUUGUGCAAUACUUAACGGAAACAUGAACCACAGGUUACAGGUGGGCUGGGAGGGUGUGGUCCGUCAUCACACCGUUUCAGUAUACUCUAGGGUUUUUGAGUCUACUAUGUCUGAACUGUGGUUUCUUGUUUAAUCUGUUUUCUUUAUUUUAUUCUCUCGUUUUGGGGGGGCUGUAGUAAAUGGUCUGUCAGUCUGUGAAUCUUUGCAGUAUGAUUCUGGUAUUGUUGUACUCUUUACUGUGUAAUAAAUAUGUUCAUACCUG
This is a messenger RNA of Danio aesculapii, 6032 nucleotides long. RefSeq names its product RUNX1 partner transcriptional co-repressor 1 (gene runx1t1). Gene Ontology annotation, biological process: DNA-templated transcription; negative regulation of DNA-templated transcription. Gene Ontology annotation, cellular component: nucleus. Gene Ontology annotation, molecular function: transcription corepressor activity. The transcript has 11 exons. The record is from RefSeq and is a predicted model, not a curated record. The coding region runs from base 397 to 2172 and encodes 591 amino acids. NCBI's taxonomy places the organism in Eukaryota, Metazoa, Chordata, Actinopteri, Cypriniformes, Danionidae.